This is a messenger RNA of Rhodofomes roseus, 986 nucleotides long. RefSeq lists its product as uncharacterized. Lineage: Eukaryota; Fungi; Basidiomycota; Agaricomycetes; Polyporales; Fomitopsidaceae. The transcript has 5 exons. The record is from RefSeq and is a predicted model, not a curated record. The coding region runs from base 233 to 904 and encodes 223 amino acids.
GUGACCACACGACCGCUGCCAGACUUGUGGCUUUUUGGCUUUGAGUCGGCGUCGGAGGGGGCGCCCUCUCCGAGACGCCAAGACCGCCGACGUCAAACGGAGCCUCAUAAGGCGCGAGUAGUCACAUCCUUCGCCGUGCGCCUGCCGUCCAUGACUAGUGACUCUGGGCUUUAGCAGCAAGGUUUCUAGCACACAGGUCUAAGUUUAGUUUCAUACGCUUCUACCAUUCGUUAUGCCGCAACAGGACGACGCUGAGAAAGCCACUGCGGCACCCCGUGACUACACCUCAGAGAAAGGAAGUCAGAUCGAUGAGAAGCGGCAAAAGGCAGCCGAGAACGAUCUCAUCCAGUCCUGGAUGUCACGAUUGCAGCUCAUUAGUGUGAUUACUACCUUCUUUGCAACUCUAGAAGCACAACUACUAGGUUCCAUAACGCCGACAGAAAGCGAGCCGACUACUCAACUUCAGAUAGUAGCGUGCACCGUACUUGCAGGCGCAUUCGCUAUACACUUGAGCGGGGCCAUCCUUGCUUUCCUUUCUUCGUUCUUCCUAGUAGGAUACCGCAUCAAGGAAGUUACGGAAGAGGAGUUCCAAUCAGAGGCAGAGGGAAGACCCUCACUGGAGUCCACCCGCUCCUCGAACCUGAUACUAAGGAGUCUUUGGACGACCACCGGCAGUCCUCACUUGGAGCAGAUCGGACCUUUCCGUGGUGGCCCGCCUAUGCGUCUCCUGGAGCAUUGCCAUACCCUGUGCAUGUGGUUCUCUGUUACGGGCUUCGCGCUUGCGCUAGCUGGGGGUAUAUGUUACUCCUGGGUGCGCUUGCCACAGAGCGCUAGUAUCCUCGCGUCAAUUUGUCUGGGGAUUUGCUGGAUCGCCGGCGCCGGCGCAGUUCUUGUUGUAUUGUAAACACGAACGUUACGAUGAUACGAGUUCAUGUCUUGUACGGUUCACGAGAUCGGUUCAAUAUAUUGACAAAAGAAGUAGACGU